AUGGAAACGAAAGGAGGCCAACGGGCCGCGGUCUUACUCUUUGCCCUUUGGGUGGGCACUCUGAACGCAUAGUAAGUCAAAACACUUUUGUCGUACUCGAGUCAUACUUGGUCUACGUCUAGUAUAACAAUAAAAUCUAAGAAUAAUGUUUGAGGCGGUAUUUUGCACUUAGUCAUCUGUUUUUUGCAAGCAAGCCCAAGAGUAUAACAAAUCAAAACUUUAUCGAUAUAAUGCAUACUUCAGUGAUGACGUAAAUGACCUUCCAUUUGUCACCACUUGGCUGAAUGAAAAAGCUCGUACUACCUUCACCGAGAAGGCCAAUUCCGAACGUGGCGAGUAUCUGAAGUCAGUCUACGAGGGACUUGAUGCUGACACCAAGAAGGAAGUCCACAACAAUCUCCUUCCCGAAUGUUAUUCCUGGUUCCUCACAGAAUCACAGAAGGAAGAACUCGAAGCACUUCACCAUUCUGGAGACCACGAGAGAUGUCAUAAGAGAAUUGCCGAUAUCAAAGCUGGUUUGACCAAGAAACAACAGGAAAAUAUCGCUAGCUAUUGGCCAUUGUGUGAGCAUGUUUGGUAUCAUGAAAGCCACAGUGACGAGGGACAUCACGACCAUCAUGCCCAUCAUCAUCACAGGAGAAGUGCAGAGGUAGGACCAAACUUUCGAGACAUUUUCUUUUUCGAAAUUUGAUGACAUUUAAUUGAUUACUUCCAAUUUUAGCAUCAUGUUCGCCCAGUUCGACAUGUCCACACUUCCUUUGACGAUUUUGCCGCUGAACAUUUGACUUGGCUUACUGAUGCUGAAAAGACUGAACUCAAAGCUCUUCAUGCCGGCGAUGAUCCACACAAAUCUGCUACUAAGCUGAUCUCCCUUUUCAAGGAUGCCUCAGGCGAAAAGAAAGAGAAAGCCAAAGCUCAACUUCUCGGUGCUUGCCGAGAAUUGAUCGUAAACACACUGGGUGCUGAUAAGGCGGACGAAUUGAAAAAGUUGAAAGAAUCAGGCGCAAAAACAGAAGUUUUGAGCAAAAAGGUUGACGACUGGCUAGCUGCAGUCACCGAUGAGGCCAAGAAGACUAAAGCUCUGAGAUUCAGACCUGUUUGCACUCAGAUCUACGAACUCAGCGGCUACAGUCGGAAGAGAAGACACAGUCACGGUGGAAAACAUAAUCAUAAAGGACAUCACGGAGAACAUGGACUCGAGGAUUAUCUCCACACUUAUUUGCAUUGGCUUACUGACGCCCAGAAAGAAACCCUCAGGGAAAUGAAGGUUGGAGGCAGUUCUGAAGCUGAAUUAAGACUCAAAGUCCUCGAAUUCUUCGAUCAUACCGAAGGAGACGACAGAGAAAGAGCUCAAGAGGCCCUUCAAGAAGGAUGCCGCACUCUGAUCUCUACUGUCAUCGGAGAGGAGAAUGCCAAAUUGUUGAAGAAAAUGAAGAAGGACGGAAGCAGCAAUGCUGAGGUUUACGCCAAGAUCCAAGAACUCUUGAGCAAGAUUGGGGACCAGAAGAAGGUCGAGAGAGCUCAGAAAUACAGUCCCACUUGCAAGAAGGCUUUUGGAAUUUCCAGUCGGGCACGUCGUGACCAUCAUCAUCAUGACCUCGAGUCUAAACUGAAGAGUCAAUGGAGCUGGUUGUCCAAUGAACAGAAGGAUGAAAUCAGAGAAUUGAAGAAACAGGGAAAGAAAGACGAUGUCUUGUUGAACAAAGUCUUUGAGUAUUUCAAAGCCUUGACUGGUAGUGCCAAGAGUGUCGCCGAAGACGGGCUUCAAACCUCUUGUGGAGGCCCAAUCUUGACCAUUCUGGGAACCGAAAAGGCCGAAGAAUUGAAGAAGUUCAUGGAGAAAGGAAGCACUCCAGCUGCCUACGAAGCCAAAGUCAAGGAACUCCUUCAGGCCAACCCACCAAAGAGAAAGCUCUCUCAAACUGAAGAAAACUGCAAGUUGGUCUUCACACAAGCCACUCGCAAACGCCGUCAUGAUCAUCAAGAGCAUCAUGGAAAGCACACCUUGGAAGACUACCUGAAAACUCAUUUGAGCUGGCUGACUGAAGACCAAAAGAACGCUAUUAGAGAACUUAAGAAGGCUGGAAAGAAUCGGGAUGAGAUCCAAGGGCAGGUCAUGAAGUUCUACAAGGAAGCCACUGGCGAACAGAAAGAAAAGGCUACCGCUCAACUUCAAGCUGGCUGCAAGGAAUUGCUGGUUGCUGUUGUUGGAAAGGAGAAGGCUGAUGAACUCAAAAAAUUGAAAGAAUCAGGAGCCACUGUCGCUGAUGUAAUUUCCAAGGCCGAGGAAUUCUUCAAGGCGGCUGGAGAAUCUGAGAUCGCCAAACAAGCCAUUCAUUAUCAAGCUCAUUGCAAGGAAAUCUUUGGUUUGAGCAGGGCACGAAGAAGUCAUGGCAACUCUGGACAUGAUCAUCAUCAUCACGAUUUGGAGGCGAAACUCAAAAGUCAAUGGAGUUUUCUGACUGACAAACAAAAGGAUGAAAUCAGGGAACUGAAGAAGCAAGGGAAGAAGGACGAUGUCUUGCUGAACAAAGUAUUUGAAUAUUUCAAAGCUUUGACUGGAAGUGCCAAGACCGCUGCUGAAGAUGGACUCCAGACUUCUUGUGGAGGCCCAAUCCUAACAAUCCUUGGAACUGAGAAGGCCGAGGAACUGAAGAAGUUCAUGGAGAAAGGAAGUACCCCAGCUGCCUAUGAAGCCAAAGUCAAAGAACUCCUUCAGGCCAACCCACCAAAGAGAAAGCUCUCCCAAACCGAAGAGAACUGCAAAUUGGUCUUUGUUGAAGGCUCCAAGCGCAGACGCCGUCAUGAUCAUCAUGCUAAGCACGACCUUGAAGACUACUUGAAGACCCACCUCUCUUGGUUGAAUGAUGCCCAAAAAGAAGAGGUCCGAAAAUUGAAGGCUGCUGGAAAAGGCCGGGAUGAUAUCCAAGUCAAAGUCAUGGAAUACUACGAAGCCGCUACUGGAGAACAAAAGGAAAAGGCGACGGCUCAACUUCAAGCUGGUUGCCGAGAACUUCUCCAGCAUGUAAUUGGAGACGAAAAAAUGGCAGAAUUGAAGAAAUUUAGGGAAAGUGGAAAGAGUUUAGCAGAAGUCGCCGUCAAGGCUAAUGAGUUCGUUGCUGCGGUUGGAGAGACCGAACAUGUAAAGGAGGCCAAGAAGUACACCAAGCAGUGCAAGUCCUUGUUUGGCGUUGCAGCUCGUCGUCGUAGACACGAUCUAUCCUUCAUCAAUUUCUAA
This is a messenger RNA of Bursaphelenchus xylophilus (pine wood nematode), 3238 nucleotides long. NCBI's taxonomy places the organism in Eukaryota, Metazoa, Nematoda, Chromadorea, Rhabditida, Aphelenchoididae. The record is from the annotation of a GenBank genome assembly.